Contarinia nasturtii (swede midge) is the source of this 3658-nucleotide messenger RNA. RefSeq names its product calcium/calmodulin-dependent protein kinase type IV. Gene Ontology annotation, molecular function: ATP binding; protein serine/threonine kinase activity. Lineage: Eukaryota; Metazoa; Arthropoda; Insecta; Diptera; Cecidomyiidae. Gene Ontology annotation, cellular component: nucleus. Bases 664 to 2928 code for a protein of 754 amino acids. The transcript is spliced from 9 exons. The record is from RefSeq and is a predicted model, not a curated record. Gene Ontology annotation, biological process: positive regulation of apoptotic process; protein phosphorylation; intracellular signal transduction.
CAGAUAGAGAUGCACGGUGUUGGAAGAGGCAUCAAAAUUCUGACAUCGUGUGCUGUUUGUACGUGUACAUUUUCUCGUUUCGUCUGUUUUUUUUUCUUCUUCCUUUCAUUCUUUUCGAUUGCAUUUUUUGGAUCGUUUCGAUCAGUGUGAUCGCAUUCAAUUUGGAAUGAAUUUUCAUCAAGUGUCAUUCCUAUCAGUUUGAACAGUGAAACACAAAGAGUGAUAGAGUGAAGUAUAAAUUUGGAGUUAAAUCAAUACAUUCGAUCGAAAUCAAGAAGCAUACAAUGAGAAAAAUGAAGUGUUAAAGAUAAAUUAAAUUGACUGAACGCGGUGUUAUUCGCAAGUGGUGUGGAAGAAAGUGAAAGAAAAACAAGACGGGACGACAUUAUAGUUCACGAGAAUAAAAAAAAAACAAAGGAGAGUAGCUGAUGCCAUAAAAAUAAUUAAAGCAAAAUAUAACGAGACGAGAUUGUUCCAUCGAAAUUUUAUCGGAGUUGAUCCAGACGCAUUUUGCAUCACCGUGUGAAAGUAUAAGAAAAUAUAUAAAAAAAGAUACAGAGAGUGAAGAAAAUUGAAGACGGAAAGCGACAUAACCAAAUUAUAUCGCGUGCAUAAAAGUUUGAGGGGUAAAAGUUUUUCCAUCGAAAAGUCGCUGCGAAAGACAUGAUAAUCGUUGACGAAUCGGAUCCAGUGGGCGAAAUUGCGCCAAGCUUUCAGCCACGCGAUGUAACGGUCAAAAAAGGUGUCGAUGCCAAGGAAUUUUAUGAUCUACUCACUGAAAUCGGCAGAGGAAAAUUUGGCACCGUCUACAAAUGUCAAGAGAAAUCAACAGGUUUAAAACUUGCUGCCAAAUUUGUACCGAUUCCAAAACGUGAUGAUAGACGAAAUGUGGAGCGUGAAGUUGAAAUAAUGAAUUCCCUGCAGCAUCCGUUAAUAAUUCAACUUUAUGAUGCAUACGAAUACAGUAAAAUGAUGUGUGUGGUUCUUGAGCUCAUUGAAGGUGGGGAACUCUUUGACCGAGUCAUUGACGAUGAAUUUGUGCUAACCGAAAAAACGUGCACCAUCCUAGUUCGCCAAUUGUGCCAAGCAAUGGCAUUUGUGCACACCAACAAGAUUCUUCAUUUGGAUUUAAAGCCAGAGAAUAUUUUGUGUUUGACAAAAACGGGAAAUCGAAUUAAAGUUAUUGAUUUUGGUCUUGCCCGCAGAUAUGAUCCCGAUAAAAAAUUGCAAGUACUGUUUGGUACGCCCGAGUUCGUUGCUCCUGAGGUUGUUAAUUUUGAUAGGAUUGGCUUUCCCACCGACAUGUGGUCGAUUGGCGUUAUUUGUUACGUUCUACUGUCGGGCUUAUCACCAUUCAUGGGUUCAACUGACGUUGAAACGAUGACAAACGUUACCAUUGGCAAAUACGAUUUUGAUGACGAAGCAUUUCAAACGGUUUCCAAAGAGUCACUGGACUUUAUAUCAAAACUACUGGUCAAAGACCAAAGCAUUCGAAUGACAGCUGACCAGUGCCUGGAACAUCAAUGGCUAAAACAAUAUACGACAAAAGCUGAAAUGAACGAAAAAACCGCUCAAAAUGAAUGCAAAACAAAUGACGAUAUUAAAUCACCAACAAUUGAAGUCGAGUCAAAUGAACCAGAGGUAGAUGAGCCACAGCUGACAUCAACCAAAGAAAAUUUAAAAUCAUUUAUCGAACGCUGGGAAGAGCAUCCAAACAGUCCGUACAUAUUCGAUGUAACAACAUCAUUAAUUUUACCACCAACAAAAGAUGCCGAAAAGAAUACAAGCAGCGGAUUUUCAUCGCGCGGCUGUUCACCAUCACCAUGCGAAUCGCUAAGCAGCAAUACCGAACUAUUUCAAAAUGGCAUCAGUCCGGAAAGUUGUGAAACAACACCUGACAUUGAUAACGAAUUUGAAUUGGAAACAGAUGUUAAGCCACCACAAAAAGAAUUAUUCGAACGGCCCAACAGCAGUGCGUCGGUGGAUCGAAAAAGUAAAACAAAACAAGAGUAUUUGCAAUCAUUUGAUCGUAGACAUUCAGAUAGUAAUUAUGUGAUAAAUCACACAUCGGGCGUUGAAAGACUUAAUUUGGCCGAAGAAAUAAAGAAACUAUCCGAUCGCUUAUUGGUAUUAUCCUCGAUAAGUGACGAACUCAAAGAGUUUAAUCGACGUCUUGAUGAAAAUCGAACCAAACCGACGCCACCACCGUCCUCAACGAAUAACGAUUCAAAAACACAAAUUAAACGCACCGAAAUUAUGAAAAACAUGAAAAAUGCAAAUAGUUUCAGUUGUUCAACAAAAACCGAAAAAAUCACAAGUCAUUUGAUUCAUUCGAAAUCAUUGUUGUCCGAAGACGAUGUGGCUACUUCAUCGCGGAUAACAACAUCAACAUCUGUGGUCAAUGAUUUAACCGAACGUUUGAAGACGUUGGACGAAAUACCGUCUGUGUUCAAAAAAGUUGUGAAUGCAUCGACGAAAACAAUGAACGAAACAAUUAGAACGACCUUAGGUAAUCGACUGAAAGCCACUUCGAUUAGCAAUAGUUCAUCGGAAUCAACAUCACCGUGUACAUUAAAUGGUUCGGUACCGUGGCCAAUAACAAAUCGUCGAACAAAAUUCCGUGUAACACAAUUGAGUCGAGAUGUUCCGAUCGGUUCGCCCGAUUCACAUCAAACCAUUUUCCUUGAAGAAGCAGCAAACACAACCAAAGAUUGUUUACUGCAAUUGUUAGAUAAAUACAAUGGCAAAGAGACACGAUCAUGUAACAUUCGACGUCAUCAAAGUAUCGCUGUUGGACAUGGCAUUACUGAUAAUCUCGAAUAUCAUUCAAUGAAUUCCAUAAAUGCAUUCUUCAAACGGAAUGUCUUUCAACAAAGCGGUAACACUGUGCGCAAAAUUAAAGCACGCAUCGAAUCCAAACAUCAAUAAAAUGUUCGACAACACACGUUUUGCUCACACCUUUUUUUCUUCAUAUAACUUUCAUUGCCCGCAUUCAAAAAUUUCUUCAAAUUUUGUGUUGGUUUCAAAUCAGAACGUCUAUUUUCUUCUCAAGCAAAAACAAAACUAAGUCCGCUUCUCCUUAUAAAUGUAGAUUGUUUUUUUUAAGAAAGAAAAAUAUACAUGGAACGAUAACGAAUGCUGCUGACAACGACACUGUAAUUUAAAUAUUGAGUUUGAGCUUAGGUGUUUUUUUUGCAUAUGAUUUCGCAUCAUUCGAAAUCAGUGUAAAUUAUCACGGCAAAUAUGUACCUUGAACGCAGACUGAAUGAGAAAAAAAUGUUUUCAAAUGAUGACAGAAAAAAAUCUAACGUGGGAUAACAAAAUGUAAAUACGAAAAAAAUUGCUCGGUGAGAUUUUUGAACGCAAGCAAUAUUUGGAAUUCACAUAUUUGAAUUUCAGCAGAAAGACAGAAAAAAACAUCACAUUUAAAAUGAAAGGAGAGUUCGAAAGAUAGAAAGAAUGAGAUUUGAAUCAUCAAUAUUUUUUUUAUAAUGCACACGUGCAAUGGUGUCAAUUGCAUCGUGCUACAAAUUGGAUUUUCAAAUGUAAAUGUUAUUCUCUUUUAUUCUUCCAUUUGAAGAACGAAAAUAAAAUAUGUAAAAUAAGUGUUAGUUUUACUAUAUUAUCAUUGUAUUUUGGAAUCAAAGUGUCAAAUAAA